UCCAGUCGCUAUGGCAACGUGGCCCGCGCUCUAGGUGUGGCGGGCGAAUAUUGGCGCUCAGAAUCCAGGGGACCCCAGUGCGAGCUGGCCGGGUUCUCGGUCGCGCGCCGGGAGGCGAAGCGGGUUUCCCUGGGGCCUGCCGGGCGGCGCACGCGUGCCGCCAUGCUGCCACCAUGUUCAGAGCGGGAACUGAGUGAGCUGCUGGCUCGCAAGGAGGAGGAGUGGCGAGCUCUGCAGGCCCACCGCGCCCAGCUGCAGGAGACAGCUCUACAUACGACGCAGAAACAUCUGGAGGAGACCCGAGGGCAGCUGCAGCGCCUGCAGGAGGAUUUUGUGUACAACCUUCAAGUGCUGGAGGAGCGGGACCGUGAGCUGGAGCGCUACGAUGUUGAAUUCACCCAAGCCCGCAGGCGGGAGGAGGCCCAGCAAGCAGAGGCCAGUGAGCUGAAGAUAGAGGUGGCCAAGCUGAAGCAGGCCCUCUCCAGGGAAGCCAGGCACGUGGAGGAGUUGCAGCGUCAGCAUGAGCGAACAUUGCAGGAGCAUCACUUGGAGCUCGAGCGUGUCCGCAGUGACAGGAGGAAUGAAAUUGACCACCAGCAGGAGCAGUAUGAGAAUCUGAAAUGGAAGCUGGAGAGAAAACUGAGGGAACUUGACGGUGAACUUGCUCUUCAAAGACAGGAGCUGCUGCUGGAGUUUGAGUCUGAGAUGCAGAGACGGGAACACGAGUUCCAGCUGAGGGCAGAUGACAUGAGCAAUGUGGUCUUGGCCCAUGAGCUCAAGGUGAAGCUACUGAACAAAGAGCUGCAGGCUCUGAGAGAAGCUGGGGCACAGGCCACAGAGAGUCUGCAGAAGGCAGAGGCAGAACACAUGGAGUUGGAGAGGAGGCUCCAGGGCCAUGCCCUGGAGCUCCAGAAUCUGGAGGCCGUGAAGGAUGCUCGGAUAAAGGACUUGGAGGAGAAGCUUCACUCUGUACAGCUGGCCAGUAAGAGAGCCGAGGACACCAUCAGGAGGAAACAUGAAGAGCUUGAUCGUGAAGCCAGGGAGAAAGACACAGUGCUGGCAGCAGUGAAGGGCGCCCAUGCAGAGCAGCUGCGAGCGCUGGAGGCCAGGGUGCUGCAGCUCCAAGCCCACUGCGAAACCCUGGAGGGGCAACUGCGCAGGGCCGAGUGGACGCGAGCUGAUGAUGCCAAAGAAAAGAAAGCUCUUAUUGACAAACUUCAUGAAGACGCGGCAGCUUUGAAAGCUGCCUGGGAUGCCCAGAUCACUCAGAUGUCCAAGGAGGCUGUCUCCAAAGACCUUCAGGUCCAGAUGCUGCAGGAAGAAGAGGGGAAGCUCAAGGCACAGGUGGCCAGGUUCCAGAAGGACAUAGACAGGUACAAGCAUCAACUGUCCCUGGCAGUGGAAAGGGAACAGAGGCUGGAGCGCGACCAGGUGCAGCUGGGCCUAGACUGGCAGCGCCGUUGCGAUGAUGUUGAGCGAGACCAGAUCCAGAAAUCAGAGACUUUGAUCCAAGGGCUGACUAAGGCCAGAGACCAGGUUGCUGCUAAGCUCCAGGAGACAGAGAAGGCACUGCAUCAGAAAGAGACGUUGCUGAAGGCUGUGUCACUGGAACGAGACCAGGCCGUGGAGACUCUGCGGACACACGGGCUAGUCCCCGGACAGGAGGCACAGGUACCUCCACAGCAGCAUGAAGGAGAAAUGAGGGAAGAGUCUCCAUCUAGUGACAUCCAGAGGCUGCAGGAGCAGAAUGCGAGUCUGCGGAACGCUGUUGCACAGAUGAGGCGAGAGAUGGAGAUGCUGAGCGGCCAUCUUCCUUCUGCUCAACCGGAAGAGUGCUCGGAGCCAAGCCCUGAUCCCCAGGCUGGAGGAGAUCAGGCCCCUCCGGAUUAUGUUCUGGCGCUUGAAGCAGAAAUGCAGAACCUAAAGCGUAAGCUGAAAGCCCUGGAAGAGCAGCAGCAAGGUGUCGGAGAGCCAGUGACAGCGGCCUUGCCCGCUGCCGGUCCACAGCCUGCUGGUCCACAGCCUGGUGCCCACAGCUCCGCAGACACAGCAGGAGCGGCUUUGACAGGCCAGGCAUCUGUUGCAUUAGCACUCAGAAAACUCGGAGACAGAGUGCAUCUCUUGAACUUGCUGGUGACACAGCUCAAAAAGAAGCUGUGGCAGAAGCCCCUGGAGUCGGCCACUGUCCUGCACGAGCUCCCCAGUGACGUGGGCCAGGUGCACCUGGAGGUUUGGGAGCUGCAGAAGCAGGUGGCUGAGCUACAGAAGCAUCUCAAGACACCCCAGCCCCAAGGAGAGCCUUCUCCCAGGGAGCAGCCACAGAGAGAGGGCCUGACUAACUGGAGACCCAUGAUCACAAAGGACCAGACGGAGUUCCCUAGUCUCCCCCAGGAAGGGGCUCAGCCUCCACAGACCAUAUCAGUGCGGCAUCUGCAAAGGAAGCUGAAGGAUGCAGCUAAGAAGAUACGCAGCCUCAGCCUAGAGAAGGAGCAGCUCCUGGAAAUGGGGAACAGACUCCGAGCAGAGCGGGGCCUCCCUAAAGGGAAACUGACUUCUUGCCCGCUUCCUCCCACCUCUGAGUCCCGGGACCCCCGUGAGGUGCCAGAGGUGCCUUUGGACCGUGGCCUACCUUUGGGACAGCUGCAGCCCCACUCAACAACUCAGGACCCCAGGCACACCAAGAGAAAAUGUGUUUCUGGAUAUGCAGGGAAAGAUCAACCACACUCCGCCCACGCGGUCAGCAAAAGCAGCACCGCACGAGGCUCCAAGGCGGACGUGGCAUGUACCCACGCGGUCAGCAAAAGCAGCACCCCACAAGGUUCCAAGGCAGGCGUGGCAUCAAGGCCUGCUCAGAGACAGCACAGAGUCCCCACAGAGACCCGGAAGUCAACACAUCAGAAAGAAAACAGGUCCCCAAAGCUGCCAGCACAGGUUCAAGAAGUCCCCGAGGAAAGUGACCACCACGGAUCAUCUUCGCUAGCCAGCAGUUCCCUGCAGGACACCUGGAAGCUGUUGGACCUGGGAUCCAGCUUUUCGGGUGUCCCCUCUCAGGAUGAUUCCGCUGCAGCAGGCCUGCAUACCUUAGCUCCUGUGGGGAGCCAGAGUGUCCCAUGCCAUGAUCAUAGAGCCCUGAAGGUCCCCCGGGCUCCUUAGGAGAGAGUGCUCUGCUUCUCUAGAAGAGCCAGCGAUGGUCGCAGUGAAAUUAUUAGGAAAACUUCUCUAAAGGCUCACUUUGGGGGAACUGUUUGAAAUGAUACCAAGCAAAAAGGGUGGAGGGAGAAAAAGUGAUUUCAAAAUCUAAGCCAGACAAAACGAACAAAAAGCCUGGCAUGGUUGUGCACAACCUCAAUCCCAGUACUCAGGAAGCAGAAGCAGACAGAGCUCAGUGAGUUUGAGGCCAGUCUGGUCUACAGAGUGAGUUCCAGGAAAGCCAGGGCUACAUAGAGAGACCCUGACUCAAAAAUGAAAAAAAAAAAAGUCAUAGUCAGUGACAUCAUGUUGGGGUAUAAGAGUUCCACAAUCACCCGAAAUGGAGUAUAUAAGAAAGGUUUGUUUACAUGGGGAUAAACUCACAAAAAGGGGACAAUUGCAGUUCUCUGCAUGCCCUGGGAACUGGAACCGAAUCCAGCUUCCAAGAGGCCCAUGCGUGCUUUUCAUCUAAAUUGAUAGUACAUGAGACCACACCCAAAGUGGGUCAGUAUCUUUUUUUUUAACUAUAAACUGAUUGGCCCAUUAGCUCAGGCUUCUUAUUAACUCUUAUAACUUAUA
Molecule: messenger RNA, 3768 nt
Organism: Arvicola amphibius (Eurasian water vole)
Lineage: Eukaryota; Metazoa; Chordata; Mammalia; Rodentia; Cricetidae
Gene: Ccdc57
Product: coiled-coil domain containing 57
Exons: 19
Coding region: 163-3153 (996 amino acids)
Source: RefSeq, a predicted model, not a curated record